AUUGCCAAUUCCAUACUUUCAUUCCCAAUUUCCAUUCCUUCCCAUAAGUAAACACACGUUACUUUACUUGGGUAUUCAAUGCAGUAGUACUAGCUUCGACCGGACGGUAUCGAAAGGCUUUCUUCUUUUUUUUCCUGAGAGUUUUGGAUUAUCAUAUCUAUAAUUAAAUUCUCUUUCUCCUCUUCCCCAGACUUCCAUGCCCUAAUCCCCUCUUUCUGGGUAUCUUUCCCUAUUUCUCAGUUGUUCAAAAUCCAAAAUCCCUAUUCACCAUAUCCAAAGUCCCUCUCUCUUUCGGUGAUCUCGGGUCUCGGCCGUCUCAGCUCAUCAUCAUUUGUCAGGUACACCGCAGUCCGUCCUUUCUUUUUCAGCCCUCUCUCCACGCCAUUUUCAACCUCUCCCAUGGAGGUUGGUCAAAAGUAAGCGUGGCUCUUUGAAGCUCUCCCAUGGAGCUUGUGGAAACUGGGUCUGCAAAACUUUGAGAAACUCUCGAUUGUCUGGUAAAAUUCCAUAAAGAAAUUGGCAGAUUGAUUGAGUUGCAACAAUUGUUACCUGGUAAUAACUCAAGAAAGACGCAGAUCUUCUAUGGUUGACGGCAGUCAUCGAUUCCUCCUCGAGAUUCACUGCUUGUGUCUGCCUCUACUGUAGUUGUCAAAUUUGCCUUUUUCUUCCCUCUUUCAAAUUCCAAGCAACCAAACAGGUAAAAGAAAAAUGCUUCAACACCAAAUUGUGCAAUCCCCUGCCAGGCUUGGCCUUACGAACCCUAAUUCGCCCUCUCUUCCCAAUCCUACUCCCCCAAAAAUACCUCCAUCCCAGCAUCUGCCCUCAAAUUCCUCGGCCACCCCAUCCACCUCUUCAACCCUCCUCUCUCUCCUUCCUCCACUCCCUAGAGCGCAGUCCCUUCUCAUCCAAAUGGCCUCUCUUGCCUCUAAACUAUUUGAAGUUUCUCCAAAUCGUUCCCUUUGGCUCACUGCAUUUCGUGGCACCCUCCCUACCUUCCUUUCUUCCCAGUCCCAGCCUCAAUCCUCCUCACCUUCCAACUCUCUCGAUUCUUUGCCUUCUUCCACUAAAGAAAUCCUUGCUCUGUUCACUGCUUACCAGACCCAACUCUUUGAGGCCGUUGCUCAGCUCCAAGAGAUUCUUGAUCUCCAAGAUGCUAAGAACAAAGUUGCACGAGAAAUUCAAUUUAAGGACUCUAUGCUACUUUCCUUUGCUAAUAAAGUGAAAGAGGCUGAGCGUGUUCUUGACAUUCUUGUUGACGAUUACUCUGAUUAUCGCCGUCCCAAGAGAUCGAAAUUGGAUGAUGACACUUUAGAUGAGGAAGAAGAAGAUGAUGAUGAUUCUUCUCAUGCGACCACCAAUACCACUGUUGCAUCACAGUUGAAUUUAUCAGAUAUCUUGUCCUAUGCUCAUCGAAUAAGCUAUACAACGUUUGCGCCACCUGAAUUCGGCGCUGGCCAAGGAAACCUUUCUGGUGCGUUACCACCAGCGCCCCAGGAAGGUCAAAUGCGAGCCUCUCAACUAUACAAUUUUGCAUCUUUGGAUGUUGGUUUACCUAAGAUGGUAGAGAGCGAGGAGAGGGCUUUCGAGCCAAUGAUUGAGCCUGCAGUUCCGCUGCCAGCAGAGCCCAACCCACUUUCCAAUUUGGCUGCAAUUCAAGGUCUGCUUCAUCCAAACAUCACUGUUCCAUCAGGUUGGAAACCAGGAAUGCCUGUGGAACUGCCAAGUGAGUUGCCCUUGCCUCCACCUGGAUGGAAGCCUGGAGACCCGGUGCCUUUGCCCUCAUUGCCGUCCCUUCCUGUUCCUAGAGCUGGGGAGCAACGAUUCCGUCCUAAGCAACCCGAACCAAUACAAGUUCGUCAUGUUCAGCUCGAUAUCAUUGACCAAGAUGAUGACAGUAGUGAUUAUAGCAGUGAUGAUGGAAGCUCCGACGAUGAUGAUUAGAACUCUAAUAGGCCUUAACAGUGGAUGUCUCAGGAUAGAAAUGCAAUAAGCGAGAGAAGAAUUGCCAUAUGCUCACCCGGAUAAUUGAUGCAAUUUACAUAUCUGAUUUAUUAUCCAAGAAAGUAGCAGCUACCACUGGCCUUAUUCGGAUUGGUGGUUCAUGGCUAAUUUUCCAUCUCAUUGACCAAGAUUGCAUGAAGUUCCCGUGAAAAUCCGAAUUUGUUGGCAUUGGUUCAAGGCAGAUUUUGAGUAAGAAAUUUGUUUGGCUUAGUGGCAGACUGUGUAAAGUGCAGGAGCUCUCUGUUUUUGGCUUCUGAAAAUUUGUUCAUUGGGAUUUGAAAUUUCUGUAGCAAUAACAAUAUGAGGUCAAAUGUUAAGGCUUGCCCUUCUUGAUUUCUUUUCUCAA
Molecule: messenger RNA, 2347 nt
Organism: Humulus lupulus (European hop)
Lineage: Eukaryota; Viridiplantae; Streptophyta; Magnoliopsida; Rosales; Cannabaceae
Product: mediator of RNA polymerase II transcription subunit 4
Exons: 4
Coding region: 709-1941 (410 amino acids)
Biological process (GO): regulation of transcription by RNA polymerase II
Cellular component (GO): core mediator complex; mediator complex
Molecular function (GO): transcription coregulator activity
Source: RefSeq, a predicted model, not a curated record